GGAACCGUGACGUGAUGCUUCCGACGGCAAAGUGCUCAGAGGCCGCGGGAGACCGAUGCAUAUGGAUGAUCGCCAGGGUAAUAAGCAGCACCAAGUUCCCUCCCACUUCCUCCUUGCCUCAGCAACUCUUUCUGCCCCCUCAGGUCCAUCUACAGAACAACUUGCAGCGCCGGUUAAGCUGAGCGAAAUGGACUCAGUCUCUUGGUCCAAUGCUGCUGUCGCGGUCGCGACCGUGUUGGCUAUUUCGCGCGUCAUGAAACUCAUAGAAGGCAGAAAGGCCGUCAAUUACCUCCCUGGCCUAGUCAUACCCUUUCAACCGUUCUCGAUUCCUGGCGUCAUAUUCCCUGAAACUUCAUGGAAUCCAGGUUUGAUUUGGACGUGGACCUGGCGCAAGACUCAGAACUUGUAUGAACGCUACAACAACGACACAGUAGCAAUCGUACCUUACCUUGUCGGCUCGCCGACAUUAUACACGCGAGACAUGGAUGUUGGCCGCCAGAUCAUUACGGCGGGACACAGAACCACAGAAUUCGGCAAAACCGACUCGAUGAGUGGUGCCUUGCUGUUCUGGGGACCAAGUGUCGUGGCUGUCGAGCGAGAGAUUUGGCGGAAGCACAGGCGGAUUGUGGGACCUGCUUUCAACAAUGAGACGUAUUCUCUAGUGUGGGACACAACUAAGCAAAUAUACAACGAGUGGAUCAGUGCGGAAGGAUGGACGUCAAAGGGUGUCAUCGAUGUGCCUGUCAUGCAGGCGUUGACGUUCAAGUUCACCCUCAUUAUCAUCGCAACAUGCGGUUUCGGAUUUCCCUUCUCAUGGAUCGAGCCUCCGCGAAACUCGCCUGAGGAGAUGACACUUCAAGAGUCGUUCAAGAUUAUCUCAGAAACGACACUGUUUGCUGUCUCUGUUCCAAAGUGGGCGUGGUAUAUCCCUACGAAAUGGGUUAAAUCCACUCGCAAAGGAUACGACACAAUGCGCGAAUUCGUCAAGUCGCAGGUUCACACUCGCCGGGAGGAGAUCAGAAACCGAGAUCAAGACGCUGACAAGCGAAAGGACAUCUUCUCCCUUCUACUGGAGGCCAAUGAGAAUGAAGAGGGCGAGAAGAUGGCGCUGAAUGAUCAAGAACUAGUUGGCAACGUCUUCGCAUUGCUGUUCGCAGGGCAUGAGACAACCGCCCAUACUCUCGCUGCCACCCUUGGUUUCCUGGCAUUGGACGUGGACCUCCAGGACGAAAUUGUUACCCAAAUCCAGGAAGUUACCUCGGGCCGGCCAGAUGGCGAAAUUCUACUCGAAGAUUAUUCCCGCCUGGACAAGGUGCUCGCUGCUUUCUACGAGGGUGUUCGCAUGUUCCCCUCCGGGAAUGUUCUUAUUCGUGAAGCGAAACAAGACACUGUUCUUAACCUGCCAAAGCAGCAUGGUGAAGGUUACAACCCCUUGCCCGUCAAGAAGGGAACCCAUGUUAUUGUGGACAUGGUUGGAGUUCAAUAUAAUCCCAAGUACUUAGCCGACCCAGAUGAAUACCGUCCCUCGCGCUGGUAUGCCAAAGGGGGCAAUCAGAAAGAAGAUCUCUCGGAGUCUGAGGAAUACACUGCUUUCAGUGUCGGUCCUCGUUCAUGCAUCGGACGCAAGUUUGCUACUACAGAGGCGGUUUGUUUGCUGUCGCACAUGUUGCGCGAUUGGAAAGUAGAGCCCCUCCUCCUUCCGAACGAGACCAAGGCGGAAUAUCGCCAGCGAGUCAUGCAAGGCGUCAUGCACCUCACGAUGGGUGUCAGAGAUGUACCGCUUCGGUUUUCGAGGCGGAAGUAGGCGUUUGACGUUGGAAAGGUGUAUGAUAUCUUUUAUUGGAUUAUCUCUGGACUCUUAUAUAUGUUUUGUUGUUCCUCCGUGGUGGCAGAAAUUUAAUCUCCUUGGUGCAAUAUGUUUUAGAAGGUUGCUCCUUCCCAUACUAUCGUCGGUCAUUAACGUUUUAUCGC
Molecule: messenger RNA, 1971 nt
Organism: Coniophora puteana RWD-64-598 SS2
Lineage: Eukaryota; Fungi; Basidiomycota; Agaricomycetes; Boletales; Coniophoraceae
Product: cytochrome P450
Exons: 15
Coding region: 56-1804 (582 amino acids)
Molecular function (GO): iron ion binding; monooxygenase activity; heme binding
Source: RefSeq, a predicted model, not a curated record